Molecule: messenger RNA, 621 nt
Organism: Debaryomyces hansenii CBS767
Lineage: Eukaryota; Fungi; Ascomycota; Pichiomycetes; Serinales; Debaryomycetaceae
Gene: SNL1
Product: Snl1p
Exons: 1
Coding region: 1-621 (206 amino acids)
Molecular function (GO): protein-folding chaperone binding
Source: RefSeq, a predicted model, not a curated record
AUGGAAGCAGUUACAGAACAUUUUAAUCAGUUGAGAUCUCAACUACCAAGCAAUUUUGAAGAGGUGCAAUCAUGCAUCAGCCAGUUGAAGGAAAAGAUUCCAACCAGCUACGAUGAUAUUGAACCUUAUGUCAAUGCGUUGAAAAAUGUAUCCACGGACGAUAUAGUAAGUGAUUUUAGUAAUUUAAAGGUGACCCCUAUCACAGUAUCUUUGUCGAUAACUGCUUUCACCACGUUAUUUAUUUUAGGACGUAUUUUGGGUUCAAGUGGCCAGCAAGGCAGGAGCAAAUCGAGUAAGAAGAACCAAAAGAAGCGUUCUAAGAAGAAGUUGACUAAGGCACAAAAAGCCAACGAGGAUAUACAAUCCAUUUUAGACUUUGUCGAGGAGACUUAUGUUCCGGAAAUUGACGAAUACUUGGAGAAUUACAAGACAUUGAAGGAAGAUGAUUUGGAAUACAAGUACAACUAUUUCGAAGAAAUGUUGUUGAAGCAGUUAAUGAAAUUGGAUGGUAUCGAUGUUGUUGGAAACGAUAUUUUGAGGGAUAAUAGAAAGAAGGUUAUAAAGUUCAUUCAAGACCAUCAGAGAAGAUUAGAUGCAUUCAAAAAAGAAGUUAAUAUGUAG